GAGACUAAAUUGCCACUUCCGUUCUGUGGCAGCAGUUGCCUUUAAUCCCAGUUAUCAUCUGGCGUCUGUGUAAUUAUAUUUUUCCAAUACCGUUACAGAAGUGUCGGCAUCACCAUGGUCAAAUUGUUUUACAUAGCCGUUUUGUACAAACACCCUUGUAAAGGAGUGGUCCUCAAAUGCGCCAGCGAAGUGUCAUCGUUCAGCUUCUUCCAACGAGCAAGUGUCUUGGAAUUCCUCAAGUUCUCCAGUCAAAUACUCGUAGAAAGGAGCAUUGCACCAACUAGGUCCUCAGUUCGAGAGAAAGAGUACAUGUGUCACGUCUACGUCCGUAGCGACUCCUUGGCCGGCGUCGUGGUGUCCGAUCACGAGUAUCCGAGCAGAGUAGCCCACACGCUUCUCAACAAGGUGUUGGAGGAUUUCGCUUCGAAAGUGCCGUCUCAGAAUUGGGCCACGCUACUCGAGAGCACCUGUCAAUUCCAAGGCUUGGAUGUGUACCUUGCCAAAUAUCAGGUGCCAACUGAGGCUGAUGCAAUGACCAAGAUUCAAGCUGACCUAGACGAGACAAAAAUCAUUUUGCACAACACAAUCGAGGCCGUGUUGGAGCGGGGUGAGAAGCUCGACGACUUGGUAGCCAAAUCGGAGGACCUGAGCGCGCAGUCCAAGGCCUUCUAUAAAACUGCCCGCAAGACCAACCAGUGUUGCAGGAUCCUUUGAAGGGGCUUCUGCAGCACAGGCUGUCCUAACUGUAUAUAAAUGUUGUGUCUUCUUCGCACGAGACCUGCCUGCAGGCCAUGUGCCUCGUGAUGCAGUCGCGGCUUGGAAGUCUGUGGCGAUUCUCCCUGCCGUUGCUCUUGCUUAUGUGCCCCGUUUUCAAAACAGCCGUCGUUGUAAAGAAACAAAUAAAUCUCGUUGCAGCUUAGAA
Ixodes scapularis (black-legged tick) is the source of this 922-nucleotide messenger RNA. It is a transcript of the gene Ykt6, whose product is annotated as synaptobrevin homolog YKT6. Gene Ontology annotation, biological process: endoplasmic reticulum to Golgi vesicle-mediated transport. The coding region runs from base 115 to 714 and encodes 199 amino acids. The record is from RefSeq and is a predicted model, not a curated record. Gene Ontology annotation, molecular function: SNAP receptor activity. NCBI's taxonomy places the organism in Eukaryota, Metazoa, Arthropoda, Arachnida, Ixodida, Ixodidae. Gene Ontology annotation, cellular component: Golgi apparatus; membrane. The transcript has 9 exons.